Molecule: messenger RNA, 1320 nt
Organism: Puccinia graminis f. sp. tritici CRL 75-36-700-3
Lineage: Eukaryota; Fungi; Basidiomycota; Pucciniomycetes; Pucciniales; Pucciniaceae
Exons: 3
Coding region: 1-1320 (439 amino acids)
Biological process (GO): RNA catabolic process; mitochondrial RNA 3'-end processing
Cellular component (GO): mitochondrial degradosome
Molecular function (GO): RNA helicase activity; hydrolase activity, acting on acid anhydrides
Source: RefSeq, a predicted model, not a curated record
AUGCUAUCCUGUCAACAGUUCUACGACGUCGUCGUCAUCGACGAGAUCCAGAUGAUCGGCGACCACUUCCGCGGCGAUGCUUGGACUCAGGCUGUCCUCGGCGUCCAAGCCAAGGAACUCCAUCUCUGCGGAGAGGAGAGCGUCGUAGGCCUGAUCGAAAGCUUGGCUAACUCGUGUCAGGACGAGUUCAUCUUGCACCGUUACCAACGUCUCACCCCGCUCAAGGUGGCCGAUUCGAGCCUCAAGGGCGAUCUCUCUAAGGUCCAAAGAGGCGACUGUCUCGUCACCUUCAGUCGCAAUAAUAUCUAUGCUCUCAAGAAGGCUAUCCAAUCGGCCACUGACCUUCGAGUCGGAAUGGCCUACGGUGGUCUGCCGCCCGAAGUCAGAGAGAGAGAGGCGCAGAUGUUCAACCUGGGCAGUCAGGUGGAAGGAGAAGGUGGAUAUGAUGUCCUGGUCGGGAGUGAUGCGAUCGGAAUGGGUCUCAAUCUCAAGAUCAAGCGGGUGAUCUUCCAAUCCCUGCAUAAAUUCGACGGUCGCAAUGAAGUUGCAUUGAGCACUUCACAGAUCAAGCUGAUAGGCGGCCGAGCGGGACGGUUUGGGAUAUUGCCCAAGAAUGUGGGCCCGGGGGAGUCAGGAGAGAGUCGGGAAGAAGGGAGCACGGUCGGGAGACGUGUUGACGAUGAACGAGACGGAUAUGAGUCUCUUACGCCGAUCGAUGGCGCGCCGUUUGAGAAGAUUGAACGGGCGGUGUUGAAGGCACCGUUCACGACGGUCGAAGGCCUGGCACGCCGGGCGCUCCCGGGGUCCCUGACCCUCACCCGGCCAGAAUACGCGAUCGGAGACGAGAAGAACUCGGGCUCGAUCGCCGACGCGCUCCAACACAUCCUGCCCCUCAGUCUCUCCGAACGUGACCUCUUCUGCUCGGCCCCCGCCAGCGCUAGAAGUCCUGUGGCCAUCUCCGCCCUCCAACAAUGGGCUAACGCACAUGCGCUUCGUCGGCAGGUCGAUUUCUUGGCCUGGUUACGUCACGAAAACGUCGAACAAACCAUCGGUUCCAUCGAAUCAUCUAUCAACUCUUCUUCUUCCUCUUCUUCUUCCUCCGCAACAACAACGACAACAAAUCACCCAAAACAAAACUUGAUAAAAUUGGAACGGCUUCAUAAUGAAAACUUGCUCAGAUUGGAAUCGAUCCAUAAAUGUCUGGUUCUGUAUCUUUGGCUGGCCUUCCGACUUCCUGAAAGCUUUGUGGAUUUCGAACGCUGUCAGGAACUCAAGUUACGGACUGAGACCGUGCUCGGAAUCGGACUCAAUUCGAUCUAA